AUGAAUAAGAAAAUUAUAACGGAGAAACAAAGUAUGCUAUCCUUGAAUGCUAUUCUUAAUGAUUUUGAUGAAUUGCUAUAGAAACAAUAAUAAUAGGAUAAUAGUAUGGAAGAAUGUAAAACAAUUGAUCGUUGGGCUCGAUAUACAUAAUCUAGUAAACGAUCACUAAUGACUAGACGAUUUUCUUAAAUAGAAGAUAAUAAAUAAUAAACAGAAAAUAUCAAAGUACAAUCACAAUUGUUUACUCAAGAAGAUCUAAAUGAAGUGAAGGCAAGAAUACGAUUUGAAUAAAAGACUAAGGAAAUUGAAAAGAAUGCAUAAUUGAAGCCUAGUCAUAAAGCACUUGAAAUGUAAUUUCAUAAUAAUUAACUAGAGUCAAUAUACAUUAAAUAAAGGCUGAAGUCAGAUAGUAAUUAUGCACUAAGAAGAAAAAAGGUUCACCCGUUAGAACAGUAAAAAAUACAUUGCAAAAGGAGAAUAAGAUAAGCAAAUAUAAAUGUUAAUAAUGUAUUCAAUUAUUAUCAAUGGGGUUGCCUACUAAACAUUGUAUAAAUCACUGA
Molecule: messenger RNA, 560 nt
Organism: Paramecium primaurelia
Lineage: Eukaryota; Ciliophora; Oligohymenophorea; Peniculida; Parameciidae
Source: the annotation of a GenBank genome assembly